AUGCCUCCAAGACUCUCCCUUCGCCAACUGGGGCGCUCUAUCCAGCAGACACCCGCGCCAAUUUCUCGAACCGCCGCCAGCUUGACACGCUGCUUCUCGAGCCAAGGCCCCUCGCUUUCGCAGCCUCCGCGGAGCUGGACACCGACGCCGUUCGUUACAGAGACAGUGGGAGGUAGUUGGCAUACUUAUGAUAUCUUCUCUCGAUUGAUGAAGGAACGCAUCAUUUGUCUGAACGGUCAAGUCGACGAUACCCUCUCCGCCUCGAUCGUUGCCCAGCUCCUCUUCCUUGAAGCCGACAACCCCGCGAAGCCUAUCCACCUAUAUAUCAACUCUCCAGGAGGCUCUGUGACAGCAGGUACGACCUACGGACCCGUUGUCCAAUUCUACCCGCCUCCAAUCUCAACAGAUACAAAAUCGCUAACACUCCUAGGCCUGGCAAUUUACGACACCAUGACAUACAUCUCCGCGCCUGUGAGCACAAUCUGCGUGGGCCAAGCUGCCUCAAUGGGCUCCCUCCUUCUUGCCGGUGGCCACCCCGGCAAGCGGUACUGUCUCCCGCAUUCCUCCAUCAUGGUCCACCAGCCCUCCGGUGGGUACUUCGGGCAGGCGAGCGACAUUGCCAUUCACGCGAAAGAAAUCCUGCGCGUGCGCACUCAACUCAACCAGAUCUACCAGCGUCAUCUCACCGGCAAGCAGCAGUUAUCUCUCGAGGAGAUCGAGAAGAUCAUGGAAAGAGAUUACUUUAUGGGCGCGAAGGAGGCUCUGGAUCUUGGAGUCAUUGAUGAGAUCUUGGAUCGUCGGGUUCAAAAAGACUCCGGAGAGGAAUCUAAGCCUCCUACUGCGUAG
Molecule: messenger RNA, 846 nt
Organism: Penicillium brevicompactum
Lineage: Eukaryota; Fungi; Ascomycota; Eurotiomycetes; Eurotiales; Aspergillaceae
Product: ATP-dependent Clp protease proteolytic subunit
Exons: 4
Coding region: 1-846 (281 amino acids)
Biological process (GO): protein quality control for misfolded or incompletely synthesized proteins
Cellular component (GO): endopeptidase Clp complex
Molecular function (GO): ATPase binding; serine-type endopeptidase activity; ATP-dependent peptidase activity
Source: RefSeq, a predicted model, not a curated record